Molecule: messenger RNA, 7853 nt
Organism: Puntigrus tetrazona (Sumatra barb)
Lineage: Eukaryota; Metazoa; Chordata; Actinopteri; Cypriniformes; Cyprinidae
Product: UPF0606 protein KIAA1549
Exons: 23
Coding region: 424-5625 (1733 amino acids)
Source: RefSeq, a predicted model, not a curated record
GCUGUCAGGGGAGGAUUUAGUGCAAUCCCGAACACGGAGUGGUUGCAUCUGAGAAAGUGAGUGAUGCUCAGACGGGAUCCAGACACUUAUGGAAAAAAAAUCACCCGAUGUGUCAUGCAGUUAUGCGAAACAGAAGCUUUAACCCUGAUCUGAAACUGGAUAUGGAAGCUAUCGACUUCUGUGCGUUCUGUCUGCUUUGAAGCUGGUCAAAGUAGUGGAAUAAUGGCGAGAAAUCCUAAGAUUACAAAGUAUUUCUCUCAUAACCAUCACGAAACAGUUACUGGAAAUCCCGACUAGAAGCCUAAUCCGCGUGCAACACGCGCGUUUACCGGGGCUUUAACGUACACGGUUCACGGCGACUAGUUAAACGCGCGGAUAAUCUCUCUCCUCGGAUCACCUUGGACGAAACAUGAGUUUCACUAAAUGGAGGGUCUAAUGAUGGAGGGACGUAGUCGGGUCACCGCGUGCGUACUGCUGAUGUUCGUCUCCAUGGUGAUCGCUGAUUCACCUGCUGCAGUCUGGCCUUUGGAGGCUCCAAACCUGCCAAAUGAGUCUUCAGUGGAAGUGCUACAUAAUGCGUUCUCCGCUUUGUCUGGAUUUUCUCUUUCACCUAGUUCGGAUCCAUCCAAAGCCACAGAGAAUUACAAUCACAAUGUUAACACUGGAUCAGUGUUUGCUUACUCCCUGAACUCUGCCACAAGCCCAGAGCCUCUUGCCACACCUCCUUUGCUUUCCUUAAAGUCUGGAGAGAGAGUUGAAUAUACCCAGAGAGGUUCAUCCAGACAGCCUCGACAAAUAAAUUCUCCAGUGCCUACCUCCCACAAUGUGCCCUUAUCUUGGUCUGCUAUCAGCCCAGCUCCUCAAAUAUCACAGACUACAGGUUCAUAUGUGCCGUCUAGCUUGCCUUCAGUUAGAGAAGAUUCUCCUGAUGAGCCUCCUGUUUCUUCCCCUCAAACGCAGUAUGGGAUGGUGGGAGUCAAUAACUCUGAGGUUUCCUUUGGAGACAGAUUGGAACCAUCUAGCAGAAACCAAGACCUCCAGUUACAAACCAGCCAUGACCCCAACACCCAGCUAGGCUAUCAGCAGUUGGAGCCAAGUCGUGUGGUUUUCGUACACCAUCAAAUGACUUCAGUGUCUGUCGAGCCAACAAUGGGCCCACCCGAAGACCUUUUCCCAACCAACACUAUGGAUGUGGAGUAUGGCUCUGGAGAUUACUUAGAAACAAUGUCCUUUAUGGGAUCUGAAGGCAAUGACUAUUCAAUGGUUAGCAAUCUAGUCACUGAUGUGUAUGACUUUGAGGACUCCAAUUCAGAAACCUAUGACACCACGUUUCCCUCAAGAAUGGUGAUGUCAUUUUCCAGCAAACAAUUGUAUCCCUCCUCUAUCAGUGUUACAAAUUCCUUCUCUAGCAAGCCUGUUGAAAGUUCCAUUUUCAAUAGCAAUUCAACCCCGAGUGGAGCCACCACUGACUUGACCAAACACAUAACAACCUUUCAGAGUUUUACAACCGCUGUGCCCUCUACCAUGUCAAGACUUCCAGUUAUCACCAGUAUUUUGACAUCAGACAUUGGUCACACCAUUUCAACCAUCCAGCCAACCAAAGUCCAUUCUUUACCCAUUCUCCCGACAGCUUCAGAUGUCUUAAACCAGAACCAGUCUGUCAAUGAGAGCUCAGAGUUAGCAUCUGACUGGCCAGGCACUGUUACAGUCCAACCCACCGAUCUUUUACCAGACAUGAACAGUUUAGAGUACUACACCAUUCAGUUGACCAAGGACAAUGGUAGCUUGCCAGAGCCCACUGCCAAUCAGACAACCUCUAGUGUUUUCUCUUUCAUUCCCGUUGGCACCACACACAUUGUGAGCACUAGAACCUACACCAUUGACCCAAGCUACAUGCUAACAGCUUUGUUUGAUGAAGAUCUACAGCCUACAGGUAACAGUUCCUGGACUGAAGAAUCCUCAACGGAUAUCUCUGGAUUUGAACCUUUUAACACCACUAUCUUGGAUCCCUCUGAAGUUGGACCUAGUUUAACAAAUACUACACUGCCAUAUUUGGAGCCGUCAUUUACACCAACAAUAGACCCUUCAACCUCCCUGGGAGAUACAAACUUAACCACUGAUUGGGCUAUGUCACCUUUUAUACCUCACAACACUUCAUUAUUGGUGACUACCCAACCUCCAGUGACCAAGGAACCAGAUAGCAUGUCUUCUGUUAAUGACAGCCAAUGGAUUAUCACCCCGCUUCCAACACAGACGCUCUUUCCUAGUAGUGUACUUUCCACUGUUUUAGUAACCAGCAUCAUCAGUGUUUCUGAAAACCCAACUGACUCAACCUUCAAUAUCACCUCAACCCCUCCUGCAACAGUGAUGGCUGAUGAAGGAUUUGUGUCUGGAACAACACCUGACACCAUGGUUACUGAUAGCGAUGACACCACACUGAUCGAUAGCCUUACAACCACGUCCUCCCCAGUAUUACAUAAUGACACUACUGUGGAGCCUUUCACUAUCUCUAGCUCCAACAACACAACAGUGACUACCCUGAAUGACACAUCAGUUACAACCCAAUCCACAACCCUCCCAACAACCACUGCCCGGAAAUAUCUAUGCAACAUCACUAAAUCUGACACCUAUUUGAUCAGAGUUGGGUUUCCUCCUGGGUCCACUGCUGGAUAUGCCAAGGCCAAAGUCAGAGAGAUUCUCAAAGCAGAAUAUAACCGCUCUGUGGAGCUACAGGUAGUGAAAGCUCCUCCGGACUUUGUGUUUCGUGUCGUUUCUGGUGCAGUGGUCUAUACUGCCAUAUCAGUCAUUAAUGCCCUGAGAAUCUCUGAUCGGACCACCAGCUCCUUUAUCAGCGUUUCACCCAUCAGUCCUGUACCAGGCCUGCAGUACCAUGUUCAUACAGUUCUUCAGUUUGUACCCAUCCAUGUAGAUGUGCGAAUGUGUACCUUCAGUGAGCAGACAGAGAAGGGUCUGAUCACAGCUUUAUCUGAAGUCCGCCGACGCUCACAAGAGUCCACAAACUUUACUGUGAAUAUUUUGAACGUCACCAUGAGUUCUGUGGAAAUGGCGGCACAACAGCAGAAGGUUCCAGUGGAGAUCACCUUUGCUGUACGCGAUAUGCAGGGGUAUGUGCUAGGGACAGAGGUGAGCGCCCAGCUUCGUCAACUCAGUGUGGUCGAGUACAGCUACUACCUGGGCUACCCUGUACGGCAGAUCGCAGAACCUUUCCACUACCCAGAGCUGAACACAACCCAGCUGCUUCGUUCCUCGUGGGUUAGAACAGUGUUGUUGGGAGUGUUGGACCAGCGCGAGAGUGACAAGAUCUUCAAGGCUACGAUUGAGAGGAGACUGGCUCAGUUGCUGGGCGAUGCACUGGGUAUGAGCCGUCGCUUUAGAAGAGCAACUAGUGUGGGAAACAACAGCGUGCAGAUCGUACAGACCACUCCUCUUGUGGGCCCUGACAACCCUGUGGAGAUUAUCUACUUUGUGGAAGGAGCUAAUGGACAGAGACUUCCCGCUGCAACCACAGCCAGCAUGCUCAACAGUCUUGAUGUGCAGCAUGCAGCGAUCAUCAUGGGAUACCGCGUCCAGGGAAUAUUAGCGCAGCCUGUGGAGAAACAGGCCUCGCCUCCCUCAGACACAGAGAAGACCAACACAUGGAUUAUCGUAGGGGUGGUGGUCCCCGUGGUGGUGGUGAUCAUUAUAAUAACGAUCCUGUACUGGAAACUCUGCCGCACCGACAAACUGGAAUUCCAGCCAGACACCAUGAGCACCGUCCAACAAAGACAGAAGCUGCAGGCGCCCAGCGUGAAAGGUUUCGACUUUGCCAAGUUGCACAUGGGCCAGCACAGUAAGGAUGAUCUCAUGGUCAUCCAGGAGCCGUUGCCACUUCCUGUGACCGCCAAGGAACAGAGCCCAGCUGAGAACGCAGAGGUGCCCACACCAAAGUCCAAAGCCUCCUCCAAAGCUUCCCGCAGUGGUCAGAGACGCAGGGGACAGAUUUCUCCGUCAGAGGGCGACUCCAUAGGCAGUGACCCACCCAGCGACAGAGGGUCACCUGAGGAGGGCAUGAGACCCUCUGGUCUGCCCACUGAUCCAAAACAGCCACGAAAAGUAGCUGCUAAUGGACUAAAUGGGAAGAAUAGAAUUGGUCCACCCCCAACGAAUGGCAUGGAUGAGCCUUUGUCUUCAGCUUCCAUUUUUGAGCACGUGGACCGAAUGGCCCGCCCAACGGACGGCCCUAAACGGCCCCCUAAUAAAAUCCAGCUCAUCGCCAUGCAGCCGAUGCCAGCCCUGCCCUUACCCAGCCCUACGGCCAAUGACAAAGCAGCAGAGAAUGCCAAGCUCAACAAAGAGAUCCAGGUUGCUUUACGGCACAAGUCUGAAAUCGAGCACCAUCGCAAUAAGAUCCGCCUGAGGGCCAAAAGGAAAGGCCAUUAUGACUUUCCCGCUAUGGAUGAUCUCAUUGAUGGUCUAGGCGACCCCAAAGAACAGGACCGAAUCUACCAGAAGGCCCAGAUGCAGAUCGACAAGAUACUUGAUCCCGAUAUUCACAUGCCCUCACUCUACACCGAGCCCAAGAAAAGCAACAGAGGGAAGCGGUCUCCUAAACAGAGAAGGAAACAACAACUGAACGGUGAUCUGACAGAUGCUGACCGAGAUAGACUCAUCACGACAGACAGUGAUGGGACAUACAGGAAAUACCCAGGAGUCAAUAACAUUGCAUAUGUGUCGGACCCAGACCAGGGUCCCGAGCAUCCUAGCCCGUCCCCGACGGAUGACGUCUUCCAUGGUCCGAUCUCUCCUCCUCCUGGCCACCCUCCUCCACCACCCCCAUACCUGCCCCCUCAGCCGUCUAUAGAGGAGGCCCGACAGCAAAUGCACUCUCUACUGGAUGAUGCCUUCGCCCUUGUCUCUCCUUCUUCUCAGGGCAGCACAGCUGGCAUCACUCUGCCUGGGGUCGGGCUUAACCCUGGAACCCCACCUGCCUCCAGCCCGCCGUCCCGUGGACCGCGUCCCUGGGGCCCAGGAUACCUGCCCUUGAAUCCCUACACAGGGAGAUAUGCUGAGUUAGGGCUGCCACCUUCCAGUGCGCAAGGUUUACUACAUCGACAGGGUUUAGGGUCUGGCUACAUCCCGUCAGGAGAGGCCCUUCCUGUUGACCAGCUACAUCCCGAGUCCCUUUACGCCGGCCGCGGAGGAAACGCAGAUGAACUGCCCUCCUCUGCCAGGCCACGGCCUGUAGGUGGGACUACAGGUGCCCCGCUACAUCAUUUUAGCCACGUUGGUCUGACAGGUCGUGUGGGGGACAGCCGGCAGCCUGGUGGGUUAAACUGGAGCCCUUAUCAUGAGGACGACAACAAGCUCGCUAAUAACAGAGAGCCCGUUCUUGGCUCUCUUGACUACACCUCCAUCUCUGUGUUCCAGACCUCCAGGAACGGCCUGAAGGAGCCAUCUGCUGCUCCUGCCCACCUGGACUCUCUCGGCCUGGGCUACGCUCCCUCCGCUCCCCUGGAGGAGCCUUCCCCUCCCAACCACUCUUCCGCCUCACUCAUCAAAGCCAUCCGAGAGGAACUGAUGCGCCUCUCCCAGAAACAGGCAGCGGUACCCAACUACCACAGCUGAGACCUGCCCCCUUCAGCUCCAUCAGGCAAAAACUGCACUACACUGCACUGUACUUCCCAUGGAAGUGGCUUUUUUGAGAGGACGAUGACUGCACAUCAUGUAGCCUCUGCUGCCGCCCGGCGGCAGAGAGCAUUAAGACAGGAAGAGCAGACGAUUAUUCUUUAUUCCCACGUUCCUGUUCCCACGUUGUUCAAAAAAUAAGACUGAAGAACAAUGUUUUUUACCUUCUUUACAGGCGACUUUAUAAUUCGGUAGCAACUGCUCUAUACAGACCAGGAUGGAAAAAAAAAAGCUACAAUAUGGCUGCCACACAUUCCUAUGGUCUUCUGUUAGACGUGUGCGUGUGUUUUUUCACGUUGUGUUGUUUCUUUGCUGUGUACACUGCCUUCACGUUUGAAUUAUUUUAUACCUUGCACUGACUCUUGUAGAUUCUCAUCACUGAAAACCGAACUGCUUUUGAUAACUUCAAUCAAUCUCUGUGAUCUACAUCGGUGCAUCUUCCUUCCAAGUCAAGUCAAGUGGCUUUUUAUUCCAUUCACUCGUGACACUUUUAUCUCUGUUUCAUAGCCAUCAAGCAUUUGCCUUUAUAAGACAGUAUUGAGCCCUAGACAGUAUUGUCUUAUACUUUAGGGUCCAGUGAUAGUGAUGUUUUCCAUCUUCUUAUGCCUUUUUUUGGUUUGGCAUCUACAGGAGAGCUGGAAAUGCUGUACGGCGGUUAUGACCAGUGCAUUAAAGGAAGCAUUAAAGAAAUGUUUCAGGUUCAAUACAACUUGACAUAUUAUAAACAAAAAUAAAAAUGUGUUUUCAGUAAUGUACUUACAAUACAGUAAUAGACUGGUGGUGAAUAAGGGUUUCCAAGUUGCCCGCAAGUUGAUUAGCUGAUUUAAAUGUAAAAAAAUAAAUUAAUAAUAAUUAAAUAACAAAAUUAUUAUACUUUUAAUGUUAUUACAAUUUAGUAAAAUGCCAUCAACUUGUAGCAAUUUAUUCACAUUCAUUUGGAUAAAUUAAAUUUUGAAUUAAAACUUCGUUGGUAGGAUUGUUUAAUGUUUUCAAAAGAGCUCAUCCAACAUACAAGACAAGAGUAUUAUUAUGAAAUAUUAUUAGACUACAAUUUACAACAACUGGACUAACUGUUGUGCUGCUUAAUAUUUUUGUGGAAUAUUUUCAAGAUUCUUUGUUGAACAGGAAGUUCAAAAGAGCAGCAUUCGUUUAAAAUGGAAAUGCGUUUCACUUUCACUUUGACUAAAUACAUAAUACAUACUUGCUAAAAAAAAAAAAAAAGUAUUAAGUUGUUAAUUUACUGACCACAAACUACAUUUCAAUAUACAGUCUAGAUUUUUUCAUUUUAUUUUUAAAUACACUACUCAUAACUGGUAAUUAAUAGGUAGCUUGUGGUCUUCCAUCGAUGUUUUAGUUUACAUUUUAGUUUUACCGAAGAAACUAAAUCAUUUCUGCAGUAGAGUUUCACUUCAGCAAAUGCAAAAAGUGCACAUUCUGUCUCUUAAAUCCAUCAGGAAUGCCUUGGCCCAUUGUAAGUGCGCUACCGUCGACGGGGUUUUUGAGUGAGUCAAAAUGACUGUCAGUGGUAAUCAACAGCCUGUGACAGAUGCAGGAGAGCAUCUGCAUAUAGAGCUUAACUCAUUUCCAUUCCAGAACAUUCCUUAAACUGAAAUUGUGAUAAUUCAGUUCUGAACAAAUCAGUUCUUUCAGUAUUUCCACUGCGUAAAUGAUAUUGCGGUUUGAAUUAUUUAAGCUCAAACUGUUGAUUAAGACCAGGCUUUUUGCCCCGACUGUAUUUUCAAUCAUUUCAUAGCAGGAAGUGUUUUUUUUUUUUAAUGAUUAUUAUUCCAGGAUGCACUAUUGCUCAAUAAACUGCUGUUAAUUAAAUGGGUGCAGUAUAUUCCUCUGUUUUUAUGCUUUUGAUGUGUUAGAAAAGCAUCUGUAGUAUUAGACUCGCUAAAACACUGAUCCCUUGGCUAUUUGUACUUUAUUUCAUGCUGAAAUUGUGUUCUAAAUCUGUUUUUGUGUUCAUGUUGCAAACAGGAUAUCAUUUGCUCUAAGAAAAGGGACACUUCUGUUGAGGACACUUCGCUUGAUCUGCCCUUGUUUAUUUGUUGGAAUUAGUUUUUUUGAUUUCGUUUUUGUUAAGUUUGUCUCAUUGGAAACUACCUUGUAGUUUAAAAUCUGCUGACUCUUUAUUUAAGUGACAAUUAAAAAUGAUUACCGUA